AAUCAACACCAAUUUUCAUCCCUAAAAUUCGAGAGUGUAAUUACACUCCUCUAAUUAAACAAAUUACAUACAUAAUUAAAUUACAUAGUGACUAAGUAAUUACUAACAUGUCAAAUUGUGUAAUUACGCCCAUAGCCAAUUACUACGCAAUGCUGUAAUUCCCCAAUUUGGUGUAGGGUUUGUAAUUGUUUCGUUCGAGAGAAGCAUGCAGUCGCAGCCGCCGCCACCAUCACCACCAGAAUCAAGCUUGUCAAUCGCAUCGGAUUCGCCGCCGGAGAAUAAACAAAAGCUCAACGAGGGAGAUGGAGAUGGAGAUAAAGGAAGCUUGUCAAUCGCAUCGGAUUUGCCGCUGGAGAAGAAACAAAAGCUGAGCGAGGGAGAUGGAGAUGGAGAUGGAGAUAAAGGUCAAAGCGGAGACUUAUCAGCCGAAUCGGAUUCGGAUUGCGAAAUUCAGGAGGAUACUAUAGCUACUCCCGUCAUGAAGUAUUAUUUAGAAGGAAUUUGCCCUUGCUGCAAUCAGAACGUGGACAAAGCUCUUUGGCAGAGGUACCGCCAACAAAUCAAAGAGAGCCAGGGCUUUGACAUUAAAGAUGAAGAUUGUCCUAGUGGAUGCUCGAUGGUGACCAUCUGGCCCAUGACAGGUUACUUAAAGAAUCCUGAGAAUGUUAAGGAGUUGAAAGAUUAUGCUCAAAAGGCACUUGAUACAUACAAUGCUCGAGAGGGCACUAAAUAUGUGGUCGGGAAGAUUCUGAAGGUGAAUGGAAGUGGCUGUCGUGACUUCCAUUUCUAUAUUACUCUUACUGUCAAGACAUCUGAUGGCGAAAAGCUGUAUUUUCAAGCUAAGGUGGUGCGAAGUUUAGAAGGUUCUUUGGAUUUCCCAGUCGUCAGGCCUAGGGUAAUGAGAACUGCUAUUCAUUCCUUAAUUCUGUUUAUAUUUUGGCAUGCUGAAAUUUCUAGCUUUAGUCUUCAAGUUUCAUGACUUUAACGAUCUCAUAGAAAACCUCAUGAGUUUUAAGUCAUUAGGCUGCUGCAAGGUUUAGAUUAGUCGCGACAAAUUAGCAUUCAUUAAGAACCAACUAGCUGUUGAUGGUAGAUAUAAGCUCGUCUAGACAAAAUGUUACUCGUAUCUAACUGUAUGCAACACUAUUUGACACAACAUGCAGUUUCAAGAUAUUAAUUUUGUUUAAAAUUGUAUAAGUAGUAGAAGAAGAAAAUCUUAAAAAUAAAGGGUUGAAAAGUUUUUUGAUAAAGGAAAACCACUUGAAAGUUCAAGUUUGAUUAAUUACUGAACUUCAAAAUAUGUUUGUAUGAGAUAAUGUUAUUAGUUGAAUACUAGAAUGAUCAAAUAUUUGAGUUGUAAGUAAAGUGUGAUUAUUUGAGAUGAAGGAAGCAUUGGAGGACCUGAAACAUAUGUCUAAACUAUAUGUGAUAUCCAAGUUGCUGUCCUUGUCAAAUAAAUCUCUGAAGAGAAACUUGUCCUAAUACUUAUAGACUCUGAAAUUAGGAAAACUAGCCACUGGAUCAAGAGCAAUUGUGGCUCUGUUUUUUGGGAAUUCUUUCAGGAUUGUGAACCUGGAGAGAGUGAAAACUUG
Nicotiana tabacum (common tobacco) is the source of this 1592-nucleotide messenger RNA. NCBI's taxonomy places the organism in Eukaryota, Viridiplantae, Streptophyta, Magnoliopsida, Solanales, Solanaceae. The record is from RefSeq and is a predicted model, not a curated record.